This is a messenger RNA of Salvelinus fontinalis (brook trout), 3188 nucleotides long. RefSeq names its product transmembrane channel-like protein 6 (gene tmc6a). Lineage: Eukaryota; Metazoa; Chordata; Actinopteri; Salmoniformes; Salmonidae. Gene Ontology annotation, cellular component: plasma membrane. The transcript is spliced from 18 exons. Gene Ontology annotation, molecular function: mechanosensitive monoatomic ion channel activity. The coding region runs from base 632 to 2893 and encodes 753 amino acids. The record is from RefSeq and is a predicted model, not a curated record.
CCUCAUGGGCUUAGCUCAACUGUAGUACCCCGUCAGAACCCGAAAGCUUGUUUUACUCUGUCUGUAAAUGAAGUAAAUGUAAACAAUGCAUGCUUACAACAAUAAUUUUGAUAUCAUGGAUGGUCAGUCCUUGAUUUGUUUUUCUUUUCUUUAACCUCCACAAGUUCCUCUCAAUUCCUGUUGAAGAAGUUCCUGAUAACAUGUGAACAUGGCACAUUGCCUGUGAUAAGGGUCUUUGGGAGGAGGGAGGAAGGAGUACACUAGUGGUCUGUGGGAGGGACCGCUUCCUGUAUUGUCUUCUUAUGAUUGUGAAACAACCCUUCCGUCAGUCUUUUCUUCAGUAUAUUUUUCGCUUUGGUAGAUAAUGAGUUGAGAGUGUAAGUUGGUCAGACGAAGUCCUAACUCCUAACCCUAAACGCAACCACUAAGAGCUCCUAAUAGUUCUCUCUCCUGGAAACUGGAAGACAUGACUGGGACGAUGCACUAACUACAGUAUAUAACACAACAGUACCUCUGUUCCACCAAUCCUCUCUUCUUGGUGGGCUCCCCUAUGCUUCUGUCUGUGAUUGGAAAAAGGUAAGUCCAUGAUACAGACAGACAGGUGUGGCCGCGCAGAGUGAAGACCAGGAGGAUGGCAUACAGUGUGGACUUCAAUCUGAGCCCUAUAAUGGAGCUUGAAUUAGAGAGUCUUAAGGGUGAUGAUACGGCCCAGGACUCUAUGUGCCAGCUCAUUACGGUGACGGGAACAGGUCUGGAGAGUGGCAGUCCUGAAACCCUGGAAAUGGAGGUCCUUACAGCGGAAGGCAGAGAUAGGUUGGCCAGCCAUAUGAGUGAUGUCAGAGAGCAGGCAGAUGAGAGGAGUGAGGACUCCAUGCAGACCAACCUUCUGGUGAGGAACCGCUGGUCUGCCGCCACCCUGAGGGUCCUGUCCUCCAUGCCCAGUCGCAGCGUCGGGCAGCAGAGUCGUCUUGAAAUCAUCUCCCAGUGCAACAUCCGUUCUACUCAGCUGCGCAGGUACCACCGCCAGACCCAAGACGUUUCCCUCUCCUCCAGACCUAGUAUCCGUGGCUAUGGGAUCGAGGCAGACUCUGAGGAUGUCUGUGAGGAAGAGACCAAGAGACAGGAGCUGGUCAACAAUCUUCAGAGUCUGUCGGCCGGUGACCGUGUGCGUAUGCUGCGUGCCACGCCCCUUAGUCUGGCUGAGAAGACUAAACUGAGGAAACGUGUAUUCAGUGACAAAGUUGGACAGUCCCUCUUGAGCAGCCAGGUUCCCUGCUGUAGCCUCCUUAAGCGAGCUUUGUAUCACAUCUUGUUCGGAUGUCUCUUCAUCGUCAGUUCCCUGCAGUUGUGGCAGGUGGCUUUGAAGAGGCUGGGCGGCCGCUUUGGCACUGGUGUGCUCUCCUACUUUCUCUUCAUCAGGACUCUUCUGCUCUUCAACGUCUUCCUCUUCCUCAUCAACGGCCUGUUCCUGGUGCUCCCCCAGGCCAUCCACCCGCCCCUUCACACCCCCAGCUCCCACAGAGUCACAGGCCUGGAGCUGUUCACCGGCACGGGUUAUCUCUCUAACUCUGUAAUGUUUUAUGGCUACUACACCAACUCCACCAUCAACACCAGUUGUAGACCUGAUGAAGCCACAGCCGGGACUGCCUGCAGCACCACCAGUGACCCUCACAUGAUGGCCUACAACAUUCCCUUAGCCUACUUCUUCACCAUCUGCAUAACAUUCUUUAUCACCGGCAUCGUCCUCGUUUACAGCAUGUCCAAGUCCUUUGGGAGGAGUUUCCGUGUGUUCAAGUCUCAGGGAAACUUGGCCAUAAAGGUCUUCUGCUCCUGGGAUUUCAAAGUCAGCAAGAAGAUGUCUGUCAGGCUGCAGUCGGAGAACAUCACCACCCAGCUCAAGGAGCUGUUGUCGGAGGUGAAAGGCGGAGAGGAGGAGAAGGGCAGGCUGUCUGGGAUGGCGGUGCACCUGCUAGCAUGGAGCAUUUCUCUGGGGAGCACCUUCUUCUGUGCACUCGGCAUCCACUGCUUUGCCAAGCACAUGCACCUGAGGAGACUUGAGGAUGCAGAGGGGGAGGUCAGUUUGGUGCAUGAGGCUCGUCUGCUGGCUCUGCCUGGCGUUGUGUCCUGUGGGAACCUGCUCCUCCCUGGUCUCUUCAACCUCGUGUCUUGGAUGGAGAACUUCAACUCGCCCAUUGUACGUCUCUAUGUUUCCAUCUUCAGGCUGUUUUCUCAAGGAGUGCUGAGGAGAAGGAGGAAGCCCGUGUUUGAUAUCGCCCGUAACGUACUCGAGCUCAUCUAUGGGCAAACCCUCACCUGGCUAGGCGUGCUCUUCACUCCUUUACUCCCAGCUGUGCAGAUCCUCAAGCUGUUGUUGCUGUUCCAUAUGAAAAAGAGCAGUCUACUGGUGAACUGCCAGGCAUCCAGGAAGCCGUGGAGAGCCAGUCAGAUGAGCACCCUCUUCAUCUCUCUGCUGUGUUUCCCCUCCUUCCUCGGGGCCACUGUGUCUGUGACCUACACCAUAUGGACGAUUAAGCCCUCCUCUGGCUGUGGUCCUUUCAGGAACCUCCCCUUCAUGUUCCACUCAGGCAAACAGUGGGCCCAGGAGCUGAAGAGUACCAACCCCAAGCUGGCCUGGCUCAACUGGGUACACAGCUGCUUGGUGGAGAACCCCUUCUUCCUGUUCCUGAUGGCAGGUGUCUUUCUAAUGGUCAUUUACGUUCAGACCCAAAUUUUAGACGGCCAAAGGAAAAUAAUCAGUCUGCUACAGGAUCAAAUAGAAAAUGAGGGGAAGGACAAGAAGUUCUUAAUUACCAGACUGCAGGCCGUCCAUGAGAAGAGGCAGUAUCCACUGUCCCCUUCCUCCAGGCCUCAGCCACAGGGCAGUGAGGUUUAAUAUGUUUUAAUGGAAGAUUCAAUUAUUCCGGAGUAUUCAUUGGAUGCUGCAUGUUGAAUUUUGGACUCCCAUCACAUCAAGGAUAUUUGGCUGCUGUCAAAGUGAACUCAAAGUGGAGUGAUGUGUGUGGUGAAGGACAUUGAGACAUUUCUUGUAGAAUGUAACUAAGACUGAUAUGUGUUCAAGACUAUCGGAAUGUAAAGUAACUGAGACUGAUAUGUGUUCAAGACUAUCGGAAUGUAAAGUAACUGAGACUGAUAUGUGUUCAAGACUAUCGGAAUGUAAAGUAACUGAG